UUCCAAAAACCGGUUUACAUCCGUCCCCGAAAGGAGCCCUCCGCCCCGCGGCGCCGUCCGUCCAGCCAGCCCGACCCGGUUCUACAACUUAGUACCGUGACAUAACCCUAUAGUCCUCCCCACGUAGUCAUUUUGUAUACAAGACAAAUAGACAAGUACAGAAGCGAGAAGAAAACCAAUCCUUAGGAAAUUAGGCCAUGUAGGAUCUACUUUGCGGGACCCAACUCCAGGUGCUGACAGUCUUAGGUUGCUCCGCGCCCGUUGGCUCCAGAUUCACCGAAUAUUUGGAUAUUUUCUGAUAAACGUGGCGAUUGUUGGAAAGCAAACAAGGAAUACCGGGUUCAGGCCUUCAGGAUUUUGUGCCACUGACUAAGCCACUCCACAGUCAGUUGUGGUGUUGCGGUGUACACUGGUAGCUAACAGCACGGCACCAUGACGACUGACAUCAACCAACGCUGGGGGGAGUCGGUGCAACACGACAUCGAUGACUGGGACGAGAACAGCUCCGCUCGUCUCUUCGAGCGCUCCAGGAUCAAAGCCCUGGCCGAUGAGCGUGAGAUGGUCCAGAAGAAAACCUUUACCAAAUGGGUGAACUCACACUUGGCUCGCGUGAACUGCCGAAUCACAGACCUGUACACAGACCUGCGGGAUGGCCGCAUGCUACUCAAACUGCUGGAGAUACUGUCUGGAGAAAGACUGGUAAGCUCAAAAUAUUUCUAAAACUCAAUCCCUUCUAC
Messenger RNA from Branchiostoma belcheri (Belcher's lancelet), 737 nucleotides. RefSeq names its product spectrin beta chain, non-erythrocytic 1-like. The transcript is spliced from 3 exons. Gene Ontology annotation, cellular component: cell projection; cortical actin cytoskeleton; cell junction. The record is from RefSeq and is a predicted model, not a curated record. Gene Ontology annotation, biological process: actin cytoskeleton organization. Gene Ontology annotation, molecular function: actin filament binding. Lineage: Eukaryota; Metazoa; Chordata; Leptocardii; Amphioxiformes; Branchiostomatidae. Bases 433 to 720 code for a protein of 95 amino acids.